AUGAUGUCGAACCUUCCCGCUGAGCCCGAGUUCGAGCAGGCCUACAAGGAGCUUGCCUCCACUCUUGAGAACUCCACUCUCUUCCAGAAGAAGCCCGAGUACCGCAAGGCCCUCCAGGUUGUCUCUGUUCCCGAGCGUAUCGUCCAGUUCCGUGUUGUCUGGGAGGAUGACAAGGGUCAGGUCCAAAUCAACCGCGGUUUCCGUGUCCAGUUCAACUCCGCCCUUGGUCCCUACAAGGGUGGCCUCCGGUUCCACCCUUCGGUGAACCUGUCCAUCCUGAAGUUCCUCGGCUUCGAGCAGAUCUUCAAGAAUGCCCUGACCGGCCUGAACAUGGGUGGUGGUAAGGGUGGUUCCGACUUCGACCCCAAGGGCAAGUCCGACAACGAGAUCCGCCGCUUCUGUGUCUCCUUCAUGACCGAGCUCUGCAAGCACAUCGGUGCCGACACUGACGUUCCCGCCGGUGACAUCGGUGUCACUGGUCGUGAGGUCGGCUUCAUGUUCGGCCAGUACAAGAAGAUCCGCAACCAGUGGGAGGGUGUCCUCACCGGUAAGGGUGGCAGCUGGGGUGGUUCUCUCAUCCGCCCCGAGGCCACUGGCUACGGUGUCGUUUACUACACCGAGCACAUGAUCAAGCACGCCACUGGCGGCAAGGAGUCCUUCGCCGGCAAGCGCGUCGCCAUCUCUGGAUCCGGCAACGUCGCCCAGUACGCCGCCCUGAAGGUCAUUGAGCUCGGCGGUUCCGUCGUCUCCCUCUCCGACUCCCAGGGUGCCCUUGUCCUCAUCGGCGAGGAGGGCUCCUUCACCGCCGAGGAGAUCAACACCAUCGCCGCCAUCAAGGUCGAGCGCAAGCAGAUCUCCGAGCUCGCCUCCACCUCCGCCUUCUCCUCCAAGUUCAAGUACAUCCCCGGUGCCCGUCCCUGGACCAACAUCGCCGGCCGUAUCGACGUUGCCCUCCCCUCCGCCACCCAGAACGAGGUCUCCGGCGACGAGGCCAAGGCUCUGAUCGCCGCCGGCUGCAAGUUCAUCGCCGAGGGCUCCAACAUGGGUUCCACCCAGGAGGCCAUCGAUGUCUUCGAGGCUCACCGUGACGCCAACCCCGGCGCCGCUGCCAUCUGGUACGCCCCCGGUAAGGCCGCCAACGCCGGUGGUGUCGCCGUCUCCGGUCUCGAGAUGGCCCAGAACUCCGCCCGUGUCAACUGGACCCGCGAGGAGGUCGACUCCCGUCUCAAGAACAUCAUGGAGGACUGCUUCAACAACGGUCUCGCUACCGCCAAGGAGUACGUCACCCCCGCCGAGGGUGUCCUUCCUUCCCUGGUUGCUGGUUCCAACAUUGCUGGCUUCACCAAGGUCGCUGAGGCCAUGAAGGACCACGGUGACUGGUGGUAA
Messenger RNA from Penicillium nucicola, 1386 nucleotides. RefSeq names its product glutamate dehydrogenase. The record is from RefSeq and is a predicted model, not a curated record. Gene Ontology annotation, molecular function: L-glutamate dehydrogenase (NADP+) activity. Lineage: Eukaryota; Fungi; Ascomycota; Eurotiomycetes; Eurotiales; Aspergillaceae. Gene Ontology annotation, cellular component: cytosol. The transcript is spliced from 3 exons. The coding region runs from base 1 to 1386 and encodes 461 amino acids.